Molecule: messenger RNA, 579 nt
Organism: Rosa chinensis
Lineage: Eukaryota; Viridiplantae; Streptophyta; Magnoliopsida; Rosales; Rosaceae
Exons: 1
Coding region: 1-579 (192 amino acids)
Biological process (GO): defense response to other organism
Source: RefSeq, a predicted model, not a curated record
AUGUGCGAAAGCGAAAACAAGCAUUUCUGUUUGUGUGUCUUAGAAAUUUUGGCCCUUUUGGGUCUUCUGGCCUUAGUUCUUUGGCUAAGUUUACGCCCAAAGUCCCCUUGUUAUACCAUUGUGGAUAUCACCAUUCCAAAUUCUGAUAUAGAGAAUGGGGCACAGAAUGGCUCUAUUGUGUAUGUUCUUGAGAUUGAAAACUCUAACAAAGACUCCAGUAUUUUUUAUGAUACCUCAGUCUUGACGUUCUAUUAUGGGCAGGAUAAAGUUGCAGAGAAAACCAUACCUCCUUUUCAUCAAGGAAGAAGCAAAACCCGUACGGUGAUGGAUGAUAUUGAUGCCAAUCCACAGGUGUGGAGAUCUGUUCGCAAUUCAAUAUCGAAUGCAACUGGAGAGUUGAAGGUGACUUUGCUAACUAAGAUUAGAUACAAAACAUGGGGAAUCAAGAGUAAGCGUCACGGGCAAGACUUGCAAGGUGCAUUACCAAUAGGUAAAGACGGCAAGCUUUCUGGUAAGAAGAAGAAAAUCAAGCUAAGCCAUGCUUCCAAGAAACUGAGGAGGAAUAGUCUUAGAUUUUGA